GCAUGAGCCAGGGUGCUUGUUGAAUGCCUCGGUCUCAACAGUGAUUCACGGCACCCCACGACUUCACCUCUCAAUAUUUGCUUUAUAAGUCUGAUCCUCUAUUUUUUCCAUUUUCAAUUUGCCAAUUUCCCAUUUUCUUUCAAGAGUCUCCCACUUGAGAACAAACACAGUCCAAGUCAGCUUGCAAUCCAUACUAAGCGGCUCUAUCCGCACAAACAUCUGGCCCUGUCUCAAUCACAAGCUAUUCUCAAGGGUUGAACAAAGAACUGCCCGCGCGCAUAGACAGCACUAUAAUACCAUGGAGACCAAACCAGGGGAUCUUGAAGGUCUCGCAGAGACCUCAAGCAAGGUUAUCCAGAAAGAAGCAGGAACUGUGCCAGCCUUAGCAUCGAAAGACCCCGCACCAACGACAGCAACACCUUCACAGAAAGAUGUCGCAUCCACAGAAGAAGUCCCAGACCCGGAUGAGGAUGAUUUGGAUGACUUAGAUGACAUGCUCGACGAAUUUACACCUUCCAAACCCGAACCACCCCCCUCAGCAAGCAAGCCCACCAAAGCACCCACAGCCACCGACCCAAUCGCAGAUGGAAUCUCAGAUGAAGACUUCGCGCGACAACUGCAAGCCGGGAUGGCAGAGCUGAUGGGCGAGCUAGAGACUUCUCCAGACAUGCAAUCACAACUCGAGCAAAUGCUCAAGGAACUCGGUGGUGUAGCAGCGCUCGACGCAACUGCCACUGCAGUAGUCUCGUCCUCAUCCCCAUCUACAGUUACAGCUACGAAAGAAACAUCAAGCUCGUCUAAAGCAGCGCCCGCCAAAGCAGGACCAAGCGAUGAAUCUUUUCAAGAAACGAUUAAGAAGACUAUGGAGCGCAUGCAGAACAGCGGAGAUCAAGCUACGGCUGCCGCCGCAUCAGACGGUACAGAUGAUAUCCUCGCCCAAAUGAUGAAAGCCAUGGAGUCUGGAGGGCUGGAUGGUGAGGGCGGCGAAGAAGAGUUCUCGAAGAUGCUGCUGGGUAUGAUGGAGCAGUUGACAAAUAAGGAGAUUCUGUAUGAGCCAAUGAAGGAGCUAGAUGACAAGUUCCCAGCAUGGAUGAAGGAGAAUGACGGAAAGGUAGAUGCGGCGGAUAUGAAGAGGUACAAGGAGCAGCAGGUCUACGUUAGCGAGAUUGUGAAGAGAUUCGAGACGAAGACAUAUACGGAUGAUAAUUCGAAGGAUCGAGAGUAUAUCGUGGAGAGGAUGCAAAAGAUGCAAGCAGCUGGCUCUCCACCUCCAGACUUGGUGGGCGAUAUGGCAGCAGCACAGGAAGCAUUUGGAGCUCCUGAAGAAGGCUGUCCGACACAAUGAAGAAGCCUU
Messenger RNA from Cadophora gregata, 1354 nucleotides. It is a transcript of the gene PEX19, whose product is annotated as Peroxisome chaperone and import receptor. The record is from RefSeq and is a predicted model, not a curated record. Gene Ontology annotation, cellular component: peroxisome; peroxisomal membrane. The coding region runs from base 299 to 1345 and encodes 348 amino acids. Gene Ontology annotation, biological process: protein import into peroxisome membrane. The transcript has 3 exons. Lineage: Eukaryota; Fungi; Ascomycota; Leotiomycetes; Helotiales; Ploettnerulaceae.